This is a messenger RNA of Schizophyllum commune H4-8, 2509 nucleotides long. RefSeq lists its product as uncharacterized. The record is from RefSeq and is a predicted model, not a curated record. NCBI's taxonomy places the organism in Eukaryota, Fungi, Basidiomycota, Agaricomycetes, Agaricales, Schizophyllaceae. Gene Ontology annotation, molecular function: DNA-binding transcription factor activity, RNA polymerase II-specific; zinc ion binding; DNA binding. The transcript has 9 exons. The coding region runs from base 20 to 2365 and encodes 781 amino acids. Gene Ontology annotation, biological process: regulation of DNA-templated transcription; DNA-templated transcription.
AAUGGUCCGUUCAUCUGCAAUGCUCUCGCCCGCCGACCAGCAGACGCCACCGUCCCCCACCAUCUCAAACAAGCGCAAGAAGGUUGAGGACGAGGACGGGCAGGGCCAGGCUAAGAAGCAGCGCACGCGCGUGAGCUUCUCCUGCGCCGAGUGCCACCGCAGGAAGCAGAAGUGCGACCGACAGAUCCCCUGCUCUCAUUGUAUCGCGCGCAAGGUCCCCGAACUGUGCAAGGCCUAUACCCCCGGCAAGCCAGACCAGGACCUCAACCUCCGCGUCGCCCGCCUCGAGCACAUCAUCGAGCAGGCUCUCCCCCAGUACUGGAACGGCAGCCGCCACUCUUCCUCCGCGCUCGACGAGGAUGCGCACGAAGAGCAGGACAUCACCACCGGCACCUUUCAGAGCGGCCGCUGGUACGGCAGCAGCGCGUCUACCAGCCUCGCCCCCCACUCGCUCAUCGAUCAGCUCUCGCAAGCAGGCAUCACCUCCCAGGGCCUUUCGCAACAAUCCGAGCCCAAGCUUCAGCCUCCGCCCCCCUCCGAUCACGAGACGUCCGCCGCCGAAAAGUUCAAGCUGCUCGUGCACGAAUGCGGCGUCCCCGCGCACAAGAUCUCUGAGCUCAUGCAGGAGCUGCCCCCCGCGCGCAUGUCUGACGUGCUCGUCGACUACUAUUUUUCGACGAUAAACUGGACACGCUAUCCCAUUUCCGAGCGCGAAUUCCGGGUGGCAUACGAUGCCGUGCGCGCGCACGGGAAUGAGGGGGCGUGCAACCCCAACGACGUCCGCUUCCUCCCCCUCCUCUUUGUCGUGCUCGCGAUCGCGUCUCGCCUCGCGCCUGACAGCAUCGCGGGCGACGCGCACCACAGACGGGCGGUCUCGUUGCGUUACUAUUGGUCGUCCCGACGCGCGUUGCUGAUAGCAGUCGCCAUCCAGCCCGACUCGCUGGAUAUUGUGCUGACUCGACUGCUGAGCGCGCGCUUCCUCACUUUUGACCGCCGUAUCACUGAAUGCUGGAGUCAGCUGGGCGCGGCUGUGCGGACGGCGCAAGCUUUGGGCCUACACCGCGAUGGAUCGACGAUGGGCAUGAACGCGCAGCUGGUCGAGUACCGGCGGCGGAUCUGGUCGUACCUGUACCACGCGGACCGGUCGUACGCGCUCGUGCUCGGCAGGCCGCACUCGAUCCAGGACGACUACACGUCGACGCUCGUUCCCUCACAUGUAGACGAGGACGCGGCGGCGGCAGCGAACGGCGUGCUGACGAUCUACCCCAUGACGCACCCGACGCGGCUGACGUUCAUCAUCCUGCGGCACUACCUCGCGAGCAUCAUCGGGCAGAUCGUGUCGCACUUCCAGCGCGUGCACCCGCCGCCGACGUACAGCGAGGUCGUGCAGCUCGACGACCAGCUGGUGCGCUUUAUCACGAAUCUGCCGCCGCAUUUUGCGCUCGACCCGGACCGCUCGCUGGACGAGACGCACCCGUACAUCCCGAUCCACCGCUUCCUGCUCAUCACGGAGAUCCUCUUCGUGCGCACGAGCCUGCACCGGCCGUACCUCCUGCGGCGGCUCAAGUCGGACCGCUACGACCGCUCGCGCCAGGCGUGCUUCGAGUCCGCGAUCCGCGACUUCGCCGUGCGCAAGGCCUUCCGCGAGUCCGUCCCGCAGGAGGCGCGCGACGCGCUGUCGAACGCGUACCGCGAGUUCCAGACGGCGAUGAUCAGCGGCAUCUACCUCCUGCUCAACCCGCACGGGCCGUACGCGAAGGACAUGCACGAGAUCCUCGACGGCUUCCUGCUCGACCACGAGGGGCAGCGCGAGAUGGACGAGACGACGCGGCGGGAGGUGAAGACGAUUGAGUUCUUGAAGGCGAAGGCGUCGCAGGCCGAGGCGCAGGACGCCACCUCCGUUGGCUCCGCGGGCUCGGACAGCUCCGCGCAGCUGCUGCUCGGGCUCAAGCAGGGCGGGGGCAGCACCGCCACCUACUCCCCCUCGCGCGGCGCGUUCAGCAGCCUCGGCCCGCACCCGCCGCCGCCGGGCCUGAACACGUCGCCGACCAUCCAGCGCCUCCAACACCAGGUCGCGGACUACCCCGUCGGCUCGCCCGUCUCCGGCGGCAGCCCCGCGGAGGACGGCGAGUCGAAGGCGCAGUCGCUGCUCGACCACUUCGUGCACACCAUGAGCAACGGGCCGCCCGUGGACCCGAUGUCCUCUGCGUUCUCUUGGGGCGGCUCGGGCGCGGGCGACUUUUCGGGCUGGGCGGGGGCGGGGGCGGCUGCGCCGCCCAUGACGGACCCGGCCCUGAUGGGCAUCGACGGUAAUGAGUGGAGCUACUGGGAGGCGCUGGUGAACCAUCUACAACGACAGCCCUAAUUGCUGGCUUAAUGACCGUAUGAUUUUUCUAUUCUGAGACUGCGACCUGACUGCUAUUGAUCUACUCAUGUAUUCUUGUAUACCGACUCUUGUGUUAUUGCUAGUGCUACCUGACCUUAUGAGAAUCAGCUUCAGUUCAUCAAA